GUGGGUGCUUCCCAUGGGCUGCUCCUAGCCAAGACAGAGCCUAGCCAAUAACUGAGCGUAUUGGGACUGUUCCUUAGGAAACCAGGGGCUUUAGCUUAAGGACUCCCAGAGGUCUUGCUGAACCUUCCUUAGACUGCAUGGCCAUUUAGGAGGCAUCUACCUGAUUUAUCUCCCUCCUUCACUGUGUCAGAUUUGCAUGGAAGUCUGAAGUGUUCCCAGCUUUUAUCAGCUCUGUCUCCAUUUUUUUCUCGCACAGACAUUUCUCCUAAUAAAAUAUUUGUGGGUUUAAUCCCAUUUUGGUAUCUGCAGAGUACCACAACAACCAAAUGCAAUGUGUUUUCCUUGGAUUGGGUCCUGUCCAGAAAAAUGGACAUUAGUGGGAUAAUGAAUGACAUUUUAAGAUUUUUAACUUUUUCUGUAGAUUAGUUAAAAGUAUUGUGCCAGUAUUAAUUUCCAGGUUUUGAUAAUUGUACUGUAUUUACAUAAGGUGUUAACAUUGAGAGAAGCUGGGGGAAAAGUGUAUGGGAAUUCUAAGUCUGAAAUUAUUUCCAAAUAAGUUUUUAAAAAGUUUUAAAGUUAUAUACAAGAGAAAACAAUUAUUCUAUCACAUCUAGGUAAAAAUAACAAAUGCGUGUUUGUUUUCCUAUAAUCCUCUGGCAAAUGAAAUGGUGACUACUCAAAAUUUUUGGAAAUGACAGUGAUGGAAACGAGGAGAUAUGAGAAUGACCUGAGGAGGGUUUUCAAAUUACAGAAACUUAACGGCUUUUUACAUUCUUCCCAUUUCUCUCCAGCAGACUCCCUCAAAUAGGGGUAUGUUAAUCUAGGGAGGAGAGUAAGAACACUGAGUAUAAACAGUACCACUAGAAAAAUAGACUGGAAAUCUAAAUACUCAUCCAAACAACAGAAUUGUUCCUAAAGGAUUUUUUUAAAUGAUUAUUUAUUUAAAAAUCACACCGUUGUAAUUGUCAAAGAAUUGUUUACUGUUCAGGGGCUGAUUUAAUUCCAUAUGAUAGAUACAGUGACGCUUGGUGAUCAACUUGUGUACAACAGAUUGGAAGUUGAAUCUAGGGACCAGGAGCCCUUGCAGUUACAGCAGUAAUUGUGAAAACUUUAUUCUGUGCUAACACAUCUUUUUUAAGUCUUUAUUUUUUUUACAUUUGAGCUAAGUAAACUGGAAAUCACAAUCAGGAAUAAGUCAGUCCCAGAUAUUCUACGUAAAGAAUAAUCUGCUGUAGAUGGGAAAGUUUUUUUCCAAGUGUCUCUGAUUAUCUUCCACUUAACCCCUUCCCAUCUAUCUGAAAACCACCAAUUUAAGUGCUGAAUUAAUCAUUGAUGUUUGUAAAUAAGUUAGACUUUCUUUACCCAAAUGAUUUUAUUUGCACAUAUACAGCCUUUUAACUGUCAAAUAUAUUAAUAUAUGUUUUUAAAAUUACCUUUGCUGCCUUAUUUUAGUAGACUUUUUUUCCUUUUUAAAAAUGCAGAACCUUUAUAUUUAAAGAACACAAAAAUGAAAAGAAAGGUAGUGAAUGCUGGUAAGAUGAGAUUGAGUCCUAAUGAGGAAGCAGUCAUUUUAAAAGAAGAUUAUGAGAGAAGACGAAAGCUAAGAUUGCUACAGGUUCGAGAACAAGAAAGGAAUAUUGCUUUUCAGAGAAGAGAAGAUAUAAAACAGAGGAGAAAUUGGCAAUUGACUCGUUUGGCAGAGGCACUGAGGGCAGAAUGGGAAGAAUCACAAACUCAGAAAAUAAACAACUUGGAAAGACUGUAUUUGGCAAGUUUAAGAAAUAUGGGAGAAGGACACCAACAAGCCAAAGAAAAUGAACCUGAUUUGAAUGCUCUGGCACAGCAGGCAGCAGAAAGAAAAAGAAAAGCAGAAGUGAGGCAUAAAGAGGCCCUGAAAGUACAGAAAAAGCAAAAAGAAAUGUCAAUGAAACAAAAAACCUGGCACAUAAAAGCUCGAAAGGAAGCACUGCUUGCAGAAAAAGAAAGAUCUGCGAAAAUUACAAGUCUGCCACCUCCUCCUCCAGCUCUUUUUGAGAACGUUGAAGUAAAGAGAAUUUCUAAUAUGAAAACCAGUAGUUCUACCUACCAUCAUCUUUGCACUUUCGUGAAUAGAGAGACAGACACCAAACAGCCAGAUCCUCAUUUGGCUGCUGAAGAAGAAGCUAAAAGACUGGAAGAAGUACAAAAACAAGCAGCGAAAGAGAAAAUGGAACAGAGUGAAAAGGCACAUGUACGGGGUUUCCAAGCAAUGAAAAAGAUCCAUUUGGCUCAAAAUCAAGAGAAACUAAUGAAAGAACUCAAACAGCUACAGCAAGAGGACCUGGCACGUAGGAGACAGACUGUAGCACAAAUGCCACCACAACUAGUUGCACUUCCAUACAAACGCAGUGAAAUGAAAGAAGACUGGCAGAGAGAGCUAGAGUUUGCCUUUGAAGACAUGUACAAUGCAGACAGGAAGGUGAAAGGAAACCUGAUUUUGCACCUUGAACCAGAGCCUUUGCCCACUGUGACCGAUCAGAUCCAGGACGAAGAUCUGGACCUUUCAGUGGAACAAGAAAAUUUAGGUGAAACUGAAAACCCUCCAGUGACAGAAGCUGAAACAAUAUGUCCUAGUGAAGCAGACGUUCCCUUGGCAAUGAAGACCCAGCAGCUCCCUUCAAAAAUUCUUUUCAAAAAAUUAUUAAAUAAGAUCCGAAACCAAAAAUCUCUCUGGACAAUUAAAUCCAUGUCUGAGGAUGAAAGUGAAACGAUUACGGCUGUUAGUGAAACUGAGAGUAAAGAACCAACAGUUGAAUCAGAAACAACUGCUAUUGAAGAGGGAACAUUGUCCUCUGGGCAGGAACAAGUUGAAAGUGAUAUGCUAACAGUUGACUCUGGACCACUUACUAGUGAAGAUCAAUCAGUUUCUUGUGAUGCAGACUCUAAAAUGGAACAAGAAAUAAAUGAGACCCAGCCUAUCACAGCUGUAGCUCAGAGUUCAGUUCUUCUCCAUCCUCAAGAAGCAGCAGCCAGAAUUAGAAUGGCAGCAAGACAGAAACAGAUAAUGGAAAUAGAAGAGCAGAAACAAAAGCAAUUGGAAUUACUUGAACAAAUUGAAAAACAGAAGUUAAGAUUAGAAACUGAUUGCUUCCGGGCUCAGUUGGAAGAAGAAAAAAGAAAGAAAACUCAACAGACUGAGGUUGGCACUGCUCCAGUAUCAUGCGCCAUAAGUUCUGAUGAAGAUAGCCAUAGGCGAAUGAUUCGAAACUACCAACAUCAGCUUUUACAGCAAAAGAGGUUUCAUAGACAGUCUGUUGAAACAGCCAGGAAACAAUUACUUGAAUAUCAGACUAUGUUAAAAGGAAAGUACCCAUCCAUGCCAGCUGCAUCAUUGAUUUCUGAUUCUGUUGUAUCAGUCCCACCAUGGAAAUCUGAAAGACAGACUCUUAUAUCAGAACAUUGGGAUCAAGGUCAGAGACCCAAGUUGAGUCCUAGCAAAUACCAACCUAUACAGCUAACACAGAUCCCCCGAUUAGAACAAGAUUUUUUUCAGAUUCCAAGACAAAAUCACUUUCCACAGAGACAGGUAGAAACAACAGAAACAGAUGUUUUAGCCAAGAAAUGUUUGGAAUCACAAGAACAGCCAAAGCAAUUUUCACAGACUGAAACAUAUCAGAGAGACACUAAAGCAGUCCCUAAAGAUUCUCAUAUACUUUUAAGGGCUUUAUCACAUGAUAGGCCCCUAAUACUGCAGCAUGCCAGUGAAGUAGCUGAAACUUUAGACUCCCAGCAAAUGUUCUCGGAGAACAAUGAAAAUACAUCUGCCAAGCCAACUGAACCUUCUUCAUUCUUACCACUGGUAGCUGAGCAUUCUUGUACUUCUCUUCCUACUGACGUUGAAUCUGGAAAAAUCCAGGAACCCUUUUCAACCAUGAGCAAAAGUGCAGUUUCCUUAAGCCAUUCUGUAAUCAGCCAAAGUCAGGGUAAGUCUUUGCCAUCCUCAGAGAACAUCACAGCCCAGCAAGGUAAUUUGAAGGCUCUCCAAGAGCAGUUAGACCUACAGAAGAAAGUUCUGCGGUCCAGACAGGAAGCCCAGGAACAGUUGCUUUUGGGCAAACAGAAAGAAUUUGAAGGGCAAACCGGCAUCUCUGUAUUCCUUCCAUUGGUACCUCUAGAUUCAUUUGCUUCCGUGCCUUCUGCCAAAGUUGAAUCAGGGAGAAUCCAGGAAUCUUCUCCAUCCAAGAAUGAUACUGCAGUUCCUGCAGGCCAUCCUGGGGCCCUACGACUUCAGGAUAGUCCUUUGGAUUUUUCACAGCAAGAUAAUUUGAAAUUUCUUCAGGAACAGUUAAAUAUUCAGAGGGACAGCCUUCAGGCCAGACGGGAAGCCCAGGAAGUAUUGUGUGUACAUAAACAGGGUGAGCUGGAUGAAAGAGUAUUGUCUAAACAGACUGAGCCACCUUCUCUCCCCUCGCAGGUAGCUCAGAAUACAUUUACUUCAUUAGUUUCUGCUGGUACUCAAUCUGGAAAAAUCCAGGAGCAGUAUUCAUCUAAGAGUGAGGAGAGACUUCUCUCAAGCCAAUCUGAAAUCCCCAAAUCUCAGGAUGGCUCUUUGAGCUUCUUGCAGCAGUUCCUACCUUUGCACGAUAGUUUGAAGUUGCUCCAAGAGCAGCUGACUGCACAGAGGGAUGCUCUUCAGGCUAGGCACGCAGCCCAGAUGGAAUUACUUUUACGUAGACAAAGGGGUUUGGGGGACGAUAAGUCUGGACAGAUGAGUUCUUCAUUCCCACCGAUGAGUGCCCAACGUUCAGUUGCUUUGCAAGCUUCUGCUAAAACGGAACCUAGAAGAAUUCAGAACCUUUAUUUGUCCGAGAAGGAGAGUACUAUUCCUGCAAGUUACUCAGUGAUCCCAAAAUUUCAGGAUGAGCCUCUCAGUUUUCCACUGCAAGAAAACUUGACAACGCUCCAAGAACAGUCACACAUACAAAGGAUAAUAACUGGUGCUAAACAGGAAACUCAGGAAUUUGAACACAAACAAAGUGAAUUAGAAAACGGAAUUUCUUCCAAACAGACUGGCACCUCUUUACCCUUAUUGCAGGUAGAUGAAUCUGAAAGAUGCCGCGGAUUUCUGUCAAGUGGCAGUGCAGGUUCCUUGAGGCAUUCUGAGGUCCCAAGAUUUCAGGAAAGAUUUCUGAGAUUUUCACAGGGUAAUUUGGAGGAGCACCAACAAUGGCUAGACACAAAGGAGGCCCUUCAAUUUAGCCAGAAACCCCAAGGAAAUACACCUUUUGAACAAACUGGUUCCUCCUCAUUCAUGCCCCAGUUAGGACAGCUUUCAUUUACUUCAGUGCCUUCUGAAUCUGGUAUAGCCCAGGAACCUCUUUUCACAGACAGUGAUGGUAAAAUUCCUUCAAGCCAUUUUCAGAUCCCACAGUUGCAGGAUAGGCUUUUGAGGAUUUCACAACUUAUCCAGCCUCAACAAGAUAAUUUGAAGGCGCUUCAAGAACGAUUAGCUGCACAAAGGGAAGCCAUCAUUCAAUCUAGGCAAAAAGCCCAGAAAGAAUGUAAACAGAGUGAGCGGAGGGAAGGAAUGAGAUCUCCUGAGCGGGUUGGCACCUCUUCCUUACCCCUAAGCGUACGUUCAUUUACUUCACCACCUCUUACUGAAUCUGAUAGAAUCCAAGAACCUUGCCUGACUGAGAGUUAUACAUCCUCAGGUCAUUCUGAGAUACCAAGGUUGCCUGAUAGCCUUUUGGGUUUAUCGCAGCCUGUUCCACAAGUUAUAUUGCCCGGACAAAAUAAAUUUGAGGAAAAGUUAUCUUCUGAGCAUUUUAUUCAACCUCACCAUCAUGAUUUGAUGGUACUUGAGCAGCAGUUAGAUAUACAAAGGGAAGCCAUUCAGUUUAGACCUGAAGUCCAAAAAGAAUUGCUUUUGCAAAGACUAGGUAAGUUGGAGAAAGGGUUAUCAUCUGAGCAGGCUAGCCCCUCUUCAGCUUUAUCACAGGUAGCAUUGCCUGUUGUUGACCCUGAAAGAAUCCAAAAGUCUUUUCCAAGCAGAAGUACCAAUACUACACCCUCAAGUCAUCCUGUGGUCCUCAGAUCACAGGAUAGGCUUUCGAGUUUCUCACAGCCUGUUCUCCCUCAGCAAGUUCAUUUGACAGCACACUUGGACUUGCAAAGGGAAGUGGUGCACUCUGAUGAGAAGGCCCAGGAAGAUCUACUUUUAACCAAAAAAAGUAAGUUGAUUGAAAGUGGAUCUUCUGAGCAUGCUGUUCCCUCUUUGUUUCUACCCAAGGAGAGAGAGCAUUCAUUUAUUUCACUACCUUUUGGUGAAGUUACAUAUAAAGACAUUUGUGAAUUGGAUUCAUCCAAGAAUGAACAUGCAGUUUCUUCAAGCAAUUCUAUGGCCCCAAAAUUCCAAGGUAGACUUUGGAGUUUUUCACAGCCUGUUGUAGCCCAGCAAGAUAACUUGGGACUUCAGAAGCAGUUGGAUCUGCAAAAAGAAGAAGAGCUGCUAGUACACAGACAGACAGCAUUGCAGCAGCAGAUACAGAAACACCAAGAGACUUUGAAGGAUUUCUUAAAAAACAGUCAGACAAGCAAACCCACUUUUGAAAAGGACUUAAAUCCCCAGAUGCUCAGAGAGUGGCUUCCUCUUCUCCAAGACCAAACAAGAGAUGAUCAUGGAAGCAUGAGUACUGCAGAUAAGAGCAACUCUGAUGAUAAUCAGCUGCUUUCAGAAGGUGAGCAUCUGAACAAAGAACUGGGUAGGAGAGCCUCAAAGCCACCUGUAGCAAAAGUUAAAUGUGGAUUGGACUUGAACCAACAUGAACUUAGUGCUAUACAAGAGGUAGAAUCACCAGCAAGUGGUGGCAGACCUUCUGUACUAGGUAAAACAGACUUUUAUCAAGACAGAGACCCCCUGAGGGUUUCUAUAAGUCGAGAACAAAGUUUCCUUGGGACCCCAUUGGACCGUGACCCAUUUGUUCAUCCUCACUCGAUUGCCCAGGAGAAUGUCUGUGGUGACGACUCUAAUAAAGCAGUCACCGUCAAGGAGGCUGUGGCUGAGAAUCAUGCAGUAUUAAGUUAUGCUGUGGACAGAGAAGAACAUACAUACCUGAGUCCAGCUGUGAAGCCAGAUAAUAAGGCUGAAACACAAGACAUUUAUCAUGAGCCAUUAUCUUCAAUAACUAUUUCUACUGGGAGCUUAAGUAAUGAAAACACAGAUUUGAGCUUUACAGAUCCAGAGUCAUUUUCAGAGCAUGUGGACCAUAGGGAUCAAGAAUCUACAACUGGCAAAGAAGCAGCAGCAAUUAUUUUAAGUUCUGCGGUUCCUCCAGCACAAGUAACUGAUCAAAGGCAGGACUCUUGGGAUGUUCAUAAACCUCUGUCACCUGCAGUGGAAAAAUUUACAUCUGGUCAAGCACACAUUCAGCGGACAAUAGACAAGUACAUAAAUGAAGCAAGUUUGAUGACUGAAAAAUCAGACCUGCAGGCAGUUGACCUUGACUUUCCAGAACUGGAAUACGUUUUUCCCAACUUGCAUUGUCAGCUGUUUAAACCCUUAGAACCGCAGCCAGAUUUUGAUUUGUCAUUAUCCUCUGGGAUUUCUCAAGAAAGCAGAGACAUUUACCAGAGCUCAGAUGCUUCAUGUGAAAGCCACCAUGCAGCUAUAUCCUCCAAAAGUACAGCUUCCUUCACAGCACUGAGGAGGGCCAGCCUGCAUUCUCCUCUGAACACAAGCCUGAGCCAGCAACCUGACCCUAACUUGGCUCACACUGCAGCUCUGAGUUUUGGCACAGAAAAUAUUAUUGAGGGAUCUGAAAAACCUUUUCAACAGCUUCUGCCAGAAUUUUCUUCACAAGCGGGAAGCCAGCAUGCUAAUCUACCAAGUAUUUUUAGCACUGAAGCAAGAGAUUCUUCCCAAGGCAUGGAAAAUCAGACCUACUCCUGUGAACCUACUGAAAUAUUACAAAAUAAGGGGGAAAAUGUUCAUUUUCAGCUCUCUGUAGGAUAUUUGCAAAGUUCAGUCUUCAGUUCAUCUGCUGAGGCUAAUGUAUUUCAUCAGUUAAAUUUAUCGCAUAGCACUCCAUGUGGUUCUACUUCUAGCGAGUGCUCCAUGAAAGACCAAUUAGAAGGCCAAAAAGAAGGACUGAGCUUUGAAGAACUAUCAGAAAGAGGGGUUGAUAAAGUGUUACAAAGUCAAGGACUCACUAAAGAAGAUAAAAGUGAAACCUGUGGAAUUUUCCAUGUAAAUCCACAUGUACAGGAAAUUGACUCACAAUUAUGUGUAAGAACAGUGGAGAUGGGAACUUCAGUUCAGAUCCCAUAUUCAUUAACUAUUCAGAAUGAAAAGUAUUUUGAGGACUCAACUAAAGCAGAAACUCCAAAAAUCAUACCAAACCUAUCUCAGCCAUCACAGUCAGAGCUCUUUUUCAGUUCUGGAUCAUUUUCACUACAGAGCUCUAUUCCAGUCUGGGAGACAGAGUCUGGCCGUGGUAUAAUGGAAGAACCCGAACUUACAUUAAUAAGCACCAGUGAUACCAGUAUUGCUGAAAUGGAUUUUGCAAACCUAACCCUAGAAGAAAAGAAAGAGACAAAAAGUUUUCAGGUGAGUGAAUUUCUGCCUCAUGUAUCAGAAACAGAAAACUCAGAUUAUCCACCUGUGUCAGAGCAUUCUAUGGAGAAGCCAACUGCAGUACCUGCAGAAACCCUUCCAAAUUUUACACCUGUACCAGGAAGCUUACAAGAAGCAUUUGUAAAGAGAAAAAAAUCAUUCAUAGAGAGAUCCUGCCAGAGACAGAAAGAAAUAAAGAAUAAAAUACAUGUCUUUAAAACUUCUGAAAGCCAAGUAAUUAAGGGGAAGCCUACAGGUUCAUCUGCAAGUUGCCUAAAGAUCUUGAACAAACCCGAAGACAGACAGACUGCACAAGCCCUCAGGCACCAGAGGGCUCUAAGAUUACACAGUCGGUUAGCUGAAGUGAAACAGCAAAAGGAAGAGAAAGCAAAGCUAGAAGCUUAUGCCCAGAACAGAGCAAGGGCAAAAGAAUUUCACAAGAAAACACUGGAGAAACUUCGAGCCAAAAAUGCAUGCUGACAUCUACAAAAAGUGUAAAGGAUUUUUAUUAUUUGUAAUAUAGGCACAA
Miniopterus natalensis is the source of this 9122-nucleotide messenger RNA. The record is from RefSeq and is a predicted model, not a curated record. NCBI's taxonomy places the organism in Eukaryota, Metazoa, Chordata, Mammalia, Chiroptera, Miniopteridae.